Messenger RNA from Stegastes partitus (bicolor damselfish), 1299 nucleotides. RefSeq names its product MAP3K12 binding inhibitory protein 1 (gene mbip). The coding region runs from base 1 to 1017 and encodes 338 amino acids. The transcript has 9 exons. NCBI's taxonomy places the organism in Eukaryota, Metazoa, Chordata, Actinopteri, Pomacentridae. The record is from RefSeq and is a predicted model, not a curated record.
AUGGCGGAGACAAUGAAGCCAAGUGGAAACCACGCUCCUCCCAAUGAAUGCAGCAAAAUGUCCAGCUACAGGGGCUGCAUGGAAGUGAUACUGAAGCUGCUAGCAGACUUCGAGAAAGAGCUCAAAUUAGGUGAUGCUGCUUUGAGAAUAGAAAUCAACCCCAGUGCUGUGAAUCUUCAAUCAUCUCCAGCUGCUCGUGUUUACAGCUCUUUGCUGGAGCACAUCACUAAAUUACAGGCUGUUUCAGAAAAUCUAAAGACAGUGGUGGAUAAUGAUGACGCCGAUGCGUUAUCUAUAAAGGACAGCGCGUCAGAUGACGCCGUCACCUCGUCCUCGGUGAAAGAGCAGACACCUGCGCCGUCUGAGCAGCAUCCCCUCAUCUCAGAGGCUGCGGAGAGCAAGACGGCGGCUGAUGACGUCAUGGUUCAGAUCCGAGCCGGGAAGUCAGAGAUUGAGCGAAGAAUAUCUGCAUUUAUGGAGCGCAAGCAGAUGGAGAUCAAUGAAAACAAUGUGCGCGAGUUUUGCAACGUGAUCGACUGCAAUCAGGAAAACAGCUGCGCCCGAACAGAUGCAGUUUUCACUCCUUACCCAGGUUUUAAAAGCCACGUAAAAGUCACGCGGGUGGUUAAUACAUACGGGCCUCAGACUCGUGGUGGGGGAGGUCAAGGAGAACCUGGGGAGCAGCAGAGGGGGCCGAUGGCAAGAGACUGUGGAAAUGCGGCUAUAGAAGAGCGACUUCACAACAUCGAGACUCACCUAAGGCUCCCGACAGUGGGUCCAGUUCCACUGAAUGUCUACCAGAGACUGAAGAAGCUGGAGGAUCGUAUCCUGGAGUUGGAGGGACUCUCACCCGAGUACUUUCAGUCCUCGAGCCACCAGCUCAAGCGACUAAAGACGUCCCCGGCUCAGGCCUGCAGUCUGACGGAGCUGGAUGAGAAGAUCAGUGCAGUGAAAGCGGCACUGCUGAAGAGGGUGACUGAAUAUGGGCCUGGAUAUGGAACCGACUGUCCACUGUGAUACAAGCAGAGGCACAAACCGAUGCUCCAAACAUAUAUAUAUAUAUAUGUAUAUAUAUAUGUAUAUAUAUAUACCAGCUGGUUUUGUUUUUUUUCAUUCCGACUAUUCUUACUAUAUUUGUCAUUAAAAACACAAACUUUUCAUAAGAUCGUCAUUUGAUGAUGUUGUGACACCUUUUGAUAUUAAAAUGUAUGUAAAAAAAAAAUGUUUUCUCUAUGUAGUUUUCUAGUUAAAUGAAAUAUCGUUGUUCUAUAAAUAAAAGUAAUUUUUCCUUCAUGAAAA